Molecule: messenger RNA, 462 nt
Organism: Cylicostephanus goldi
Lineage: Eukaryota; Metazoa; Nematoda; Chromadorea; Rhabditida; Strongylidae
Source: the annotation of a GenBank genome assembly
GCAAAGAUCGUCGCUCUCCUUUUAGUCAUCGUUACUGGAGCAGGGCUUCUCAUGUUCGGUGGUCCACAAUAUAGAGAAUCGUUUGAGAAUAUUUUCGAAGGAAAUUUUCGAGAUUUCUAUCAAGCUUCAGUAGGAUUUUACUCAGGACUUUUCGCUUACCAAGGCUGGACAUAUCUUAACUUCAUCACGGAAGAGCUUAUCAAUCCAAAAAGGAAUCUACCACUUGCCGUGAUGUUCUCUUGUGUCAUCGUUACAGUAAUCUAUACUUUGUUCAAUGUUGCCCUGUACGUGGUGAUCUCUCCUGACGAGAUGUUAAUCAGUCCUGCUGUUGCAGUGCUGUUUGCGCAGAAAGUCUACGGCAAAUUCGCUUUUAUUAUGCCACUUUGUGUUGCAAUCUCUACUGUCGGAUCUGCGAACGGUGUCAUUAUGACAAGUUCCAGGUAUGUAUCUGAUAUAUUAUAG